Fonticula alba is the source of this 435-nucleotide messenger RNA. RefSeq lists its product as hypothetical. Bases 89 to 343 code for a protein of 84 amino acids. The record is from RefSeq and is a predicted model, not a curated record. The transcript has 4 exons. Gene Ontology annotation, cellular component: mitochondrion. NCBI's taxonomy places the organism in Eukaryota, Rotosphaerida, Fonticulaceae.
CCUCGACCAUCCUCGCCCCUUCUCCUCCCCGCCCCUUUGGUCACCGUGCGCCCUCCUUCCUCGCUGGCCGCCUGCCCGUCUGCCAUCCAUGUCCCUCCCACCGAUGAAUUUCAAGCAGUUCAUGCACCGGUCGCGCGUGCUCUCCAUGUACCGCUCGAUGCUGCGUAUGACCAAGAAUCUGGAGCCGGCCACGCGCGACGAAACCCGGGCCUUUGUCCGUCGCGAGAUUGAGAUGACCCGCCGCGAGACCGACCCCCACCUCAUCCGGUACCACACGACGCAGCUUCGGCAAACCAUUCGCCAGAUCGAGAGCAUGGUCUCCCACGGGGGGACGCCCAAGUAGCCUGUGUACAUGGCCGUCCGCCGGCGCCCGACCCUCGGCCACCGCUCCCGGCGACAGUGCCCCUGGCAGAAAUAGACCCCAAAGAUCUUCCC